CAACUCAUCCGUCCGUCCGUCCGCCAUCCAUCCGUCCGUCCGUAUCCGCGUUUUAUCCUAACCCGGAAGAAAGGUAUCUCAGCUUAAAUAACGAAGUAAACCGUGCAUUAAUUGUUAACCGCUAAUCUGUUACUUCCGCGUUUCUAUAAAUUAUUAUUCCUUGCAAUAACUGUUUCGAAAUUCACGGCCGUUCCUAGCGCGAUAAUUGGGUUGGGAUGGGGGUGGUUGUGGGGGGGGGGGUAUUCAUACAUUCGUGUUCUGCCCAACGGAUUUCUUUUGAAAGCGAUUGUUUUUACGGUAUGUGAACAUGAAUUAUCGCGUCUAGAAACGGCCCUGUCGAAAUCUAUUGUCAAAUAUUCAAUAUUUUAGAAAGGACUCGACACUACCCAUAUUAAACUCCAAAACAAAUGUUCAUAUAUUGUUGUAAUUCGUUGUAAAAGUUCGGUCCAUUAAACUCACAAAGUUAGGAAACAAAACUCCCUCAAUACGUGGAGUUCGGAUGUUCGCUUAAUAUAAUUGAGCACCAUUCAUUCAACGUUAACAGCUAUGCUUGGUGCCACUGAUAAAUGGUACACAAAUAUGGACAGUGCAGGUGGGUUAUUUAAUGCUAUCUUAUUCACGGAUUUGUAAAAGGCUUUUGAUACCAUUGUCAUAACAUUUUGCUACAGAAGUUAACUUGUUAUGGCUAUAAUUAAUAAUAAAACAAUUCAUCUUUUUAGAAACUAUCUUUCUGAUCGUGCACAAAUAUAACAGUUAUUAACAACAUACGGUCUGAUACUCGUAAAGUAACAUGUGGUGUUCCUCAGGGGUCUAUCCUAGGUCCACUACUAUUCCUAAUAUAUUUCAAAAACUCAAUAAUUCAUGAGGAAAACACAAAGAAAAAUCAUAUGCGUGUUGUGUCUUUAUAUGUGAUAGAGAUUUCCCUUGAUUUACAUGAACUUUAACUUUGAUUUUCUCUACUUACACAACGUAUUGUUUAAAACUUACUUCGUCAAUGAACUUACUACAGAUCGAUCGUUUUUAAAGCAAUUUGGAACAUUCGCAGUGCGUGUUUUAUCAGACCUAAAGAUACUCGGCUUCACCUCGUAUCUUUACAUCUGAUAAAACACUGCUGCUCAUGUUUUAAGUAGUACAUAAACGACCUUCACCUACCUAAUAGUGAAUUGGUAUCAUGGAUGGGCAUUUAUUCAUUAUUCGACAACGAGCCAGACAAGUUAAUCUAAUCAGUAAUCUCUGUUCUAAAUGAUGAUCUUAAAACUCUCCACAACUUGCUUAACUUAAAUAAACUAAGUCUGAAUCACAUCUAGUUGAACGAUGUCGCAUUUAAUUGAGUGAUUUCACAUUGCAUUGAGUCGUUUCACAUUUAGUUUAUUUAUUUCACAUCAGGUUGAAUCACGUCCCAUCUAGUUGAAUCAUUUCAUAUCUAGUUAAGCUAUUUUAAAACACAGCGGGUGGUUCUAAAAAAGCAUGAAUUAUUUGCCAACCGAACGUGUCACUUGUAUAUGACCCGCUAAGUCAUUGCAAAAUAUGCCAAGCCAUUUCACUUGAACUAUCACAGGAACUAUAUGAAUCAGCGCAAUAAUAGACGAAUGAAUACACAAUCAAGUGAAUCGUUUCAAUAAACAAAUCAUUUCUGGUCUUGUCCAGUCAUAUCACUACGCUAUGUUCAAACAUUCCUAAACAUGAUGACUCGUUCGUGUUUGUAAUGAAUUUAUGUCCAUUUAUUUCACACGUGUAGUAUUUUUGGUGGUAACAGCCGCCCAUAAUGAUUGCAAUUAAAACUAAAUGUAUGUUUAUUGCAUCCAGACAAACAUUAAUUACUAUCCCAGAAGAACGAUCUCUUGGCCUCUCUAAAACCAGUACUACCAAAAGUCAACUCUUGUCUUGAUUUACAACUCUUUAAUACAGCCACACUUUGAUUAUUACAGCAUACCCGUCGAACUCGCUAGAGCUCAAUCUCUUGCUGAGUUUAAAUCUAAAAUUUCUUAAUAAUUGUGCAUAUAAUGUAGUCUGUAACUUUUGCGGUAAAUAUUUUGAUAUUUAUUUAUUAGAAAUUAGUUUUCUAGUAUAGGUAACACGUCUCCAUUGAAGAGCACAUAUUUUAACUUGUGAAAUGGAUCUCGUGUUUUAAUUAAAAUGUCAAUCAAUCAAUAGAAAAACAAGGUAAUUCGUACAUCGUAUCAGUUUGUUGAUGUUUGAAUGAACAAAACCGCACCAAAACUCUAUCAAAUUGCUAAUAAACCUAUAGUAUGUUUAAAAUUGUAUUGGUUGUCUUUUAGUCUUCACAGUAUCCAUAAAUUUCUUCAUUUUUUUUGGAAAACUUUUCGAGAUUUAAACUGAGUUCAACUUGUUCGCUUGUUGCUACGCUACGGCAUUUAGGGAAAUAUCAGGGGAGUGUCUUUCGUAAACAAAGAACUGUUUCCGUUCUACGGAAUUGUUCAGAAAAUUAAGAUUUCAAAAUGAAUAUAAUAAAGUGGUAAUUGCCGAUUUUGUAAUCACGCGUUUGAUUUCAGACCAAAUUGCACUCCACGUAGUCUUAGUGCAAAUGUGCAAUUACCAUUAUUAAUCUUGGACUCUCACGAUUGACUUUUUGCAGCACCUUAUCUCUGGUUCUAAUCUAUGCGCGUAAUAAGGAUAAAAAUACGUCGAAUUUCGGUCGCGUCGAAUGCAAUUCAAACAAUAGAUGAUGGCAGAAGUUUAUUUUCUCAUUAUCUAUUGUAUAAUUGCAUUCGAUGCGACCCGGCAAAUUUCGACGUAUAUAAAACAGGCCUAAGAAAUUGUAUUUACGGAUGUCAAAUGUAUUACUAAACAACAAUAUUCUAGCGAUAAGCUAUUUAUGACCUUUGAAAGUCAAGCGAAAUUGUAUUGUUGACAAAUCGCUCAAAAUUAUUAAACUAAUUAAAAAUGCAGCCACGUUUGAUCCUUGAUAACUUUCGUAUUGUUGGUUUUCUCUUUAUCGGCCGUACAAAUGAAUCGUCUUACUUUUCUCUUCAUUUUGAUAUAUAGUAUUUUGUGCUCAAAAUAUUUUAUUUUGAUGGUUUUAAAGCGCAGUUUUAUUCCUAGCGUACGGACCAACUGCCGCCGACAGGAGGAAUGUAGUGUACUAAAUAUAACUUUACUAAUUGUAGUACUGUCUUUAACUUUACUAAUUAUAGUACAUUUUAGUACUGUGUCUGGUUUUGAGAAGAGAGCUAUAUCGUAUUAAAUAAUAUAAGACCAAUUGCGAAACUUAGUGGCCGUGCCUUCAUACUGCACGAGAACGAAGCUUAUUGUGCAAAAACAAGACAAUUUCUAUAUUUUUGUAUAUAUAGCGAAAAGUGAAUUUUAGGAUUUUUAAAGUGUUUUUUUCUUGAAUCUCUUUGAUCUUUUCUUAAUAUUUCGUGCUAGGUUAUAUAAAUAUUUGUUAAAUUUAUCUAAACAUCGAUUUCCCACUAUAUUUUUACCCGCUUUGGAGAGAUAACGAUCCAGAAUAAUCUGAAGUGGGAUUUGCAUAUCAGUGAGAUAGUAACCAAAGCAUCAAAAAGACUACACAUCUUACGAGUUCUCAAGCGCAGUGGAGUUUCACCGUUUCAUUUACUACGAGUACAUUUUGCACUUAUUAGAUCCCUGCUUGAGUACUGCUGUCCGGUAUGGCAUUCAUCAUUGACCAUUAACUUGUCAGAUAAAAUUGAACGGGUCCAGAAGCGCACAAUGCGAAUAAUCUACCCCACAUUAAGCUAUGACGCUGCUCUGGACCAAGCUAAAUGUUUGACAUUACGCGCAAGACGUGAUGGUUUGUGCAUAAAAACUUUUGACAAAAUCAGACAGCCUGAUUCACGCCUUAAUCAUUUAAUACCACCUUCUCGGGCCAAUGGACACAAUUGUAAUUUAAGGUACGGAAAUAGAUUAACACUGUUUCCUUGUAAGACGGAGCGCUUUAAGAAAAGCUUUUUUCCUACUAUGUGUAUUCAAUCACAUAAUUUAUAAAUUUUGUAAAUUUUGUAAAUUUAAAAGUUCUUUCGAUAUUAAUUCAUAGAUCAGUAAACUAUUGUUGUAAUAUAAUGCCAGUGACACAAGGUACUUUUUAAUACUUUUAACUAAAGUUUGUAAAUAAUUUCGCAAUUCGCUUUCAUCGAGCGCGACGAUUUUUAUAAUAAACCAUUAAUAAUAAUAAACCAUUAAUAAUAAUAUUUCGUUGUUGUUUUAGCAUGCGAUGGAACAAACAUAUGGAAAUUAAAGAUCAAUCUAGACUUUAAAAUCUGAUCAAGAUGCAAAUAAAAUAGCCAGUAUAACUUAACAAACUAAAAUAUAACUUUUUCUACCCAGAUUUUUUUAGACUUGUGCGAGAAAAAAAAGAUUUUGUCAAAGGAUAAUAACAUAAAAUUUCUACAAAUUUUGCCCGACAUUUACUUUCAUAUUUUUAAAGUUAAAAUCGAAAACUUGCUAUUAUAUUACAACUGAAACAAAAUUAAUCAAUGUUACAACUUAUUCUUUGAAAUGUAAUAAUAAAACAGACGGAAAAUACCUGAUUCUUUCUCUGGUAUAAUCUGCUUCUUUUAUCGGACGGCGAAAAACAGCAAAACUUUGCCUCGCACGCCGCGAAAAACAAUGAAAUUUGAAGUAAGACUAAAUCUAUGAACAAGUUUAAUAAAGAUUUACAUAAUCAAAACAGAAAUAUUGAAAAAAAAUGAAGAGAUUACCAUAAAAACGCGUCUCAAAUACUGAAAUUCAUUUUUCGCCAUAUAAAAAUAUAGCAGAAUGAUUUGUUUUUGCAUAAUAAGCCUCGUUUUCGUGCAGUUUAAGGCGCGGUCACUAAGUUUCGCAAUUGGUCUAUUACUAUGCUGAAAGCCAGCUUCUGCAAAUAAAAUGCCAGUGUGGCAAUGGACGAGCGAAGUUUAUUGGGAGGCGGUCAAGCAUGAAAUGCGACUAAUUGAUCAAGCGCUGACGCCAAUAUAUACAAAUUAUGGGAGCGAGAUAAUACUUGUCCGUUUUAGGGAAGCCUUACAUAUCGAUUUCGUCCAUGAGAAACGUCAUAUGUUCGUAUCUCGGGAGAUUCCCCCCCGCACCCCCCUUAGAAACGUCACACAUAGUUAUCGAUAUUUUGUUCAAUCUAGUACACAUCUAGUACUAUUUUCUACGGUCGGCUAUUGGCGAUGCUUCCGCGAGGAAUAUGUCAUCUUCUGCUGACAUAUCUUUUUUUAUUAAUAUAUAUGAACUUCAAAAUUUCCAACGUUUCUCAAAACAACUUUUUUGCAUGAAAUAUUGAUAAUUUUAGCGCGGUUUUCUUGAAAUUUGAGUGUUUUCAAUGCAAGGAAGGCGUAAUAAUAUAAAUGUAUACGUGUAGAACAGGUAUGGUAUUACAAGUGUAUAGAAUGUAUGUUUGUAUCAAGUUGUUUUCUUUUUUAUACUCUGCAAAGAUGAUUUUGAAAUGUUAACUAAGGCUUUCGAAAAAACUAUCGAAUUUUCCCAUGAUAUUUACAGAGAAACGUCACAGCUGCAAACUCCCACACCCCCAAACGAACAUAUGACGUUUCUCGUGGAAAAAUCGAUAUGUGAGGCUUCUCUUAUAGUUCGUUACAAAACUAAUUUGUGGAGCAAAAAGAUGUUUCCUGGGUUAUAAAAGCUAUAUUGCAAGGACACAACAGAUCAAGAACAAAUUUCAGGGGCGGACAUAUCGAUAUUGUCUGGGAGGGUGUAAUCACGAAAUGAGACCGACUCACCACUGAAAUGUGAAUCCAGACCGACUCUUGGUGAGUUGGUGUGUUGCAAUAAAAUUGAGUACAAAGCAUGGAAAUUGAUGGCAUUUAUUAGGAAUUUUGCAAGAACACGUACAGUUUGCUGUGAAACGUCAUAUUUUUAUUAAGUGUCCACGCUUAAUCGAUCGAUCGUGUCUGUUAGAUCGCGCUCACACGCAAAGAGUCAAGAGUUCACUGAGGCGUUCCUAGCUGGUUCAUUACUGAACGCAUAACAGUUUUCGUUGAUUUCAGCUUUGAAUGAGCUGCGCCCGGCGGAUGCGGAUGUUACAGGAACUGUCAAGCGCGUAACUAUAGGAUUUUUGAUUGACCGAGACACUUCUGGGGGGUCUGGGGAAAGAAAAUGUUUGAUUCUCUAAGGCUUAGAAACGCUAUUUUCUGCAUUCUGGGAGCAGAUCAAACAAAAUUUCAUAAACAGUGACACAAUGAUUAUAAUUUUAUACUGUAGUUAUCCCCCAAUCCUGAGGCUAAGAAUUACAUUUUUGGUCGAACAUCAUUGAUCAGGUGCAUAAUAAAAAAGUGUUUGUGCUCAAUUGUUGUAAUAUUUGGGCGCUGGCCCGCACUUUUGUUAUUGGGGUACUUGUGCAUCCAUACAGCCUCCCAUUUCUUAUGUCACUGUAGGGCAAGAAUAAUGCUUCUUUACAUAGAGAGAACUAUACAGUCUGUCAUUGAACUUGAACUCGCUUGACUCAUAUACCUAGUUAUGGGCCUGACUGUAAGCAACAAUUGGAAACAUCGCCUAGUCAGUGGAAACAAUUUUUCGCUCCGUGAUUUCAGAUAAACCAGUGCGUCGUUCACUGAUCGAAUUUCUUGAUUGCAGUAGACACAUAAAACUCUUUGGUAACAAAAUGCAUAUGCAUAUCGUGUUACAUGUGAACAUACUUCCUAAUAUAACUCGGCUAGAAAUUCGUUUUUGCACUUCACAUCUUAAAAAUAUAGUUUAGGGGACCGGAGAAAUAUUGUAACUAAUGUUAGCUAUAUUUUGAUCGAGAUUCAUCUCAUUUUGGAGUCUGAUUUUGGGGGUUUGAAAUUUUCGCUAAUAUAGAAUGUCACCCGUGAACGACCUUGUAGAACCUAAAUUCCAAAUAAAAGUGCCAACACGUAAUCGCGACAUAUAGAUAUCUCCAUGUUUGGAAAGUAAAUGGAAACUUCAUUCCUUUGCGCGUGUUUUGAAUGAUAAUCCGUUCAUAAACUCGCGAAAUAAGUACGUAAUAUUUCUUCAUAUUCUGAGCUGUUUGAUCCGUUUGAGCAAAUUUCCAACUCGAUACUCAGUAGUCUGAGUCUAUCUCGAGUUUCGAAAAUAUUUAAUUUGCUUCACAAAGCACUGAAUGUAAACAAACGCAUAAUUUUGAGACCGACUGCACCUAGUUUGAGACCGACUGGAUCAUUUCUCUGGGGGGUGAACCCCCCUCACCCCCCACAUUUACGCCCCUGAGAACAAUUUACAUGUUUAAAACAUAGGUAACGACGUGGGUAUGCUAUAAGCCGUCAACGACAACAUUAGUCACGCUCUGAAUCGAAACUAGUAUUUCUUCUGUGUUGAUAUUUGCUAAAUAUAUAGUUAUAUGUUUUACUUAGCGUAGAAAAAUAAGUUUAAAAAUAUGAUAAAGCGUGAGGAAAUUAGCCGAUGAGUUAGUUUCUACAACGCUCGUAAAUAGUACGGUAUUAAUUAGCCUAUCAAGGAGAAGCACAUUCGUGCACGAAACAUCAACACAAUGAUGUAUAAUACAUGAAUAUAUAAUAUGUAUCAUCUUUAAUCUAUGAAGCUGAUGGCCUUGAAGGGGAGAUAGGUUCUGCACUUCUGCAGGCAUGCGAUGGUUGGCCACUCCCCAAAUUCAGUGAGUAGGGGGACAAUUCACCAGUUAGGUUUAGGGGAUCUAGGGGUCAGGGGUUGUGCGAUGCCAUCACAUUAUAGAUUUAUCUUGACUGUGUGCGUUGAUGCCAUGCGAAAAUUUAUGAUGUGCUGACUCAAACAAUGAGAAUUGGGUCGUUUGUUACGUGGAACUGUGAUUAUAAUAGUCGUUUAAUAUUACACGAAAAGUCAUGAAUCAUGAUGUGCUUUCUCUACCAAUGAGCAGGCCAGUUUCUACGCGUUUCGACGAAUAGAUCGUUUGUUUAAUGAAGCUAUAUGUUCGUUUUCGUUGAACUAAUGGAAAGAAAACUUUUCUCGAACAAAGGAAUUCAGAAAAGGAUUAUUUUGAGAAACUUGUCUUUCAAAGGCCAUAAAUCGCUAGAAUGGAAAUCAAUUUUGAAAUCUAUUUUCUAUCCAUAAAUACAACGUUUUACGCUGAUUCGAACAGUGGUACUUUUGGUCCUUGUUUGGCGCAUAAAACCAGAGAUAAAGCCCAGCAAACAGUCAGUCCUAAGUGUCCAUGCAAGAUUAAUUAAUUUUCCCGCAAAAAUGAAUAAAUUCACUAGGCGAUUAAGGAAGCGUAUUGAUCCGAACGAACAAACAAACAAACAAACAAACAAACAAACAAACAAACAAACAAACAAACAAACAAACAAACAAACGAACGAACGAACGAACGAACGAACGAACGAACGAACGAACGAACGAACGAACGAACGAACGAACGAACGAACGAACGAACGAACGAUCAGAUCGAACGAACGAACGAACGAACGAACGAACGAACGAACGAACGAACGAACGAACGAACGAACGAACGGACGGACGGACGGACGGACGGACGGACGGACGGACGGACGGACGGACGGACGAACGAACUAACGAACGAACAAAUUUUGUGACAACAUUCUGUUUCUCAAUUUACAGAUAUCGGCGAGUGCACUGUAGGGACACACAACUGUCAUGUCAACGCAAAUUGCAUAAACACAAGAGGAUCUUUUGUGUGUACUUGUGAGACUGGUUAUGAAGGAAAUGGUGUCACUUGCAUAGGUAUGGCUGCUUUGCCAAUUCUAUUUAUAAUAAGUGGGAAGUAAAGAAAGAAAGAAGUAUACAGGUCACAGCUUUUAGCGUUGUUAAUUUGAAGCGGCAAAUUUACCUUAUGGUAUAUACCAUUUUCUGCAGUAGAACAUUACUAGUCAACGGAUUACCAAAGAGGAAAAAAUUUCCCGCGUGAAUCAAACAUUUUAUUUUCCGAAUUACUUUGAUAACAUAGAAAAGUUGUGCUUGACAUAGGUAUUGUGAAAGGAUAAAAGCAGUAUAUAUGUGUUCGUAACAUAUACAGAAUACUGAAGAUAUACCCAGCUAUUACAUUCAGUUAAUUUGCUUUAAUUUAUUAAUAUAUUAUUUUCUAUGUAGAUAUUAAUGAAUGUACGCGUGGAACACACAACUGUCCAGGUUUCUCAACUUGUCUUAAUACACCAGGAUCAUUCAUUUGCCAGUGUGGGAAUGGCUUAAGACUCGUUAACGGCACUUGUGUAGGUAAGAAACAGGAAUUAUGCAAUACUAAUGACUAUAUGCAGUAUGUGGUAGUAAGGCUAUAUGCUUAGGCUAAAGUGUCGCCACAAAAUAUUUAGUCUGAAAAAUUUCACUAUACACAUGUAGUCAGCAAAAUGUAGGAAAUUUGUAGUACUUUCAGGUAUAUAGCUAUGUGGUACUUAUUUAAUCUAAAUUGUUCCUGGUUUUAUUUUGAAGAUAUUGACGAAUGCAACUCUGGAUUACAUAAUUGUCACGCGUUUGCCGCAUGUUCCAACACCUUUGGAGGAUUUACUUGCCAGUGUAGAACAGGAUAUGCGGGAAACGGAACUUUCUGUCGAGGUGAGGUGGGAUGUGGGGCAAUUUGAAGAUACAUGUUAUAACAACAAAAGGAUUAUUUGAUACCUGAAAUAUUGAGUUUCUAUAUGCAUAUUCACUUGUUAAUGAACAUCAUAUAGUAUACUAUAUGAUUCUACUAAUAAAUAAUAGUGUAUUAGUGUUUGAUAAACAUUGGCAAAAAUUACCGUCAAUAAUUUCAUUUUCGCCGGUAUUAUCGGUGGAAAUUGCCUUUUGCAAAUGGCGGGAACUGCGAGGAUUGUAAUUAUGUAGCUAGCAUUUGUUGUUAAUGUUGUUCUUAUUGGUUAUUUUAUGAUGAUGGUUUGUUAUUUUUGUUGUUUUGCCGAUGUUUCUGUUCUCUUCAGUUGUCCUGUUUAUAUUGCUGGUUUUGCUUUUGGUGAUGGUGGUGUUGUCAUAUAUGCACAUGUAUAAUGAACAUUUUUUUGUCAUGUUUCAUAUUAGACAUCGAUGAAUGUGCAGCCAAUACUGAUAACUGCCAUGUUAAGGCAACUUGCACGAAUACGAUUGGUAGCUACACGUGUCAAUGUAUCACGGGUUAUGAAGGGAAUGGCACCCAUUGUGUUGGUAAGUUAUAUAGCUUAACGUAACACGAACAAAACAGAACAGAAUAGAACAGAAUAGAUCUAGGUUUUUCUCGGUAAAUGACGGCUAAACACUGUAAUAUUUACCAAUCACAUAACUAUAGACGCGUAUUUGAUGUGCUGGCAAGGGAUGAAACACAAAACUACAUUUACCUUUACAAAAACUCUUAUUCUUAAUGGACAUUCUUAGACUACAAAGUACAAUCUAACAGUCAACUUUAUUUUACUGAUGAAAAACACAUGCAUGUAUAGUUCACUUCAAUCUGCACAUUCAAAGGUUCAGGGGAAUUCGGAUCGCUAUAUCAAAAUUAGCACGGUUCGUACUUCUGUUACAUGCGUGUUUAAAGGUUGUUUUGAAUAUAUGCUGUGUUCCAAUAUUCCCAGUCAGAGUUUUCGGACAAAAUCCAAAAUUUUCCAUGAUCCUUAUACUUCCAAACCUGUCUACAGCUGUAUAUAAAUUCUCGCAAAAUUUAUGUCUGAACAUGCUUAUAUGCAUUCCUUAGAUAUUAUUUAUGCAAUAUUUGGUUAACCUUCUGCAUAUUCCCAGGGUGUCUUAUAGUGCAUCUGCCAAAAUUAAUGACCAGAAAAAUGAAUUACGUUAUUAUUCUUUACAUAUAGUGCGAAAGUUGAGCUAUGUGUGAAAAGAAUACUGAAAUUUUGUGAUGAUCAUUAUUGUAUCCAUAAAAGUGUUAUGCAUUUCUUUUUAGACAUUAAUGAGUGUAUACGACGUACAGACAACUGCCAUGCCAACGCCUUAUGUACCAACACUGACGGAUCAUUCCUGUGUACUUGCUUAACAGGAUAUGCUGGAAACGGAGUUAUUUGUGUUGGUAUGGAACCUUAAAUUAAUAAUAUGAACCAUUCUUUGAAAUCUGAAACCAAAUGAACUAUUUUCAAUGUAUAGAUAUUGAUGAGUGUACAACAAAUACACACAAUUGUCAUAGCAACGCACAAUGUUCCAACACACAAGGCUCCUUCAGGUGCACCUGUAAUCCUGGCUACACUGGAUCAGGAACAAACUGUGUUGGUAUGUGUCAUUACUAUAUAUUUGUUUAGUAAAUAGAGCAAGAUCUAGGUUAACCUAAAGAUAGUUUAUGUAUAUUCAUGUAAGUUUUUAAAUUAACUCAUUUAUCUUAUUGGAUAAGCCAUAAAGUGAUAACGUUCUGGGCAAACGCUAUUAAAUAGAUAUGCUUAACAUUUAUUUUAUUGUUUAUUUUAUUAUUAAUUUAAUUAUAAUUUAUUGAUCUAUUUACUUACAAACAUUUAAACAAAGAGGUAAUUUUUGUGAUAAUUAUAUUACUGAUUUAAAACUGGUCAUACAGAGCAUGUGGCUAGAAUAUUGUAUAAAUAUUGCAGUGUUAUAUAUAAUAAUACAUUCAUUCUUACUGUAGAUAUUAACGAAUGCAACCUGAAUAUUGAUGAUUGUCAUCAAUUUGCGACAUGUAGCAACACUCAGGGUUCAUUUGAAUGUCGAUGUAAUGUAGGAUACGAAGGAGAUGGCGUCAACUGUCGAGGUAUUCAUUGUUUAAUUAAGAGUUUCGGUCGAGAACUGUUUUCAUUUCAUAGAUAUUCAUUGUUUGUCAUUGGAUUUUCUCUUGAAAACGAAGUGUAUGGGCUUGACUUGUUAUUGUCGUAUCUCAACGCAAACUCGCGCAAUCCGUGUUCGGCCGAAUGUAGUUAUUCUUCUUUUUAUUAUGCUUAUUUUAUUAAUAACUUUCACUUAUGUCAAUCAUGCGUACCUGGGGAUUUACCAUAAAGUUAGCUUAACAUCAAGCGUGGACAUGCAUGCAUGCAUGCUAAUGAAUGGAAUGAAAAAUGCUAGAGUUUUGAUUCCCUUGUAUUUGAACAUACUUGAAUACUUCACUUCUUACAAAUCAGUAAGUGAUGCCAGCUGUCAUCAUAUAAAUAGCAACCAUGCGCUUUUGGUGUUUCCACUUGGUCUGACGACGCAAGACGCUACUCCCAUUUUAUCAAUAAAUUCGUGAGUUAAAGUUCCCUGAUUGCAUUUUAAUUGUUUUAAUUUAUCUGAUUGAUCAUCUGUGACACAUUAUCACUUAGAUGUCGAUGACUGCUUAAAUGAUCUUGACGACUGUGCUGGGGGUAUUGCAACGUGUACUAAUACUCAAGGAUCAUAUACCUGUGCUUGUAACACUGGAUACACUGGAAAUGGACGUCAGUGUGUUGGUAGGUCAUUUUCCUCGAUACUUCUUAAAAUGUUUUUAUUCUUAUACAGUAUUUUUUGUUUUCUCUAUAGAGUUCUGCUUAAAAUUGGAAUUUAUUUACCUUCAGGGUUAAGUCGCCAACAUCCUGAUGUAGCAACUUGUAAAAAUCUACCUAUCAGGCUAACAUCCAUCACGCGUUUUUAGCCAUGCUAUUUUACCUCAGCUUAAUGUGACUGGUCAGCAAUAUGGCAGUGGCAUGAUUUCAUUCUGUGCUUGUAUAAAACAAAUUUUAGAUGUCCAUUUGGAUUGUGCAUGAACAAAAAAGAUGCAAAGAUCCUACAUAAUUUCUCACAAUCCCUUUAUAUCUCAUUGGGAUAACCUGUGGUUAAAUUAUAUUGCUGUUCUUGCAUAGAUAUCAAUGAAUGUACAGCUGGAACUCACAAUUGUCACCCCACGUUGGCAACAUGUACUAACACACCUGGAUCUUUCACGUGUCAAUGUAUAGCAGGUUUCAAUGGAGACGGGGUUACCUGUACCGGUAAGUGGAUCAUCAGUGUAUACAUCAGUGAAAUUGCGUUAUGUUUUAGAUUGAAGCUAUCGUGAAAUGCAACAAAGUUUAAUGUUCUGCCUCUGGCAAACGCUUAAAAUCAAAGCUAUAAAUUGUGUUUAGUUCAUGGCCAUUGUGGAAUCAGGAAUCUGAGCUAGAAAUAAAUGAAAAAUUUAAAAAUUAAAAAUAAAUAAAAAAUUUUAAAUUGGGUUUUUAUGAGAACAUAAGAGAGACGGUCGUUUGUUUGCAACGAAUUCAAUGAAUACGGUUAAGAGUACUUGUAAAGCCAGAAUCAGAAAAUUAUCUGAGAAAAUCCACUUUUUCAUUCUUCCUUGCCCGAUUUAAUAUUAUGCAUUGCACCAAAAUUGGGACAUAGAAUAUCAAUUAUUGCGAAUAACUGAUUUUGGUGCCAAAGUUAUGUUUCGCUUAUGAUGCUUUCAGGGUUAGGGACAUGAUUAAAGAUAAAUAUAUUCGUGCGCGAAAGAUAACGAUGCAACUUCACUUUAAACCUGAAUGUAUAGCAGACUCAACAUAUCUUUCUUCUAAUUGAAAUUACUUAUGUUUUAUUAUACUUCGUUAUAAUUCUUUCCAGAUAUUGGAGAAUGCACAAGUAACCCUUGCCAUGCAAAUGCAUUCUGUACAAAUACAGUUGGUGGUUUUACCUGUACCUGCAACACUGGGUACAGUGGCAACGGUUUAGCAACGUGUAACGGUAAGCCUAGUGUUGAUUUAUUACAAGAACUUCAAUCUGUAUGUAAAGUCCGAGUACACUUAAAUGUUUGCAUUUAAAUUAGGGAACCCAUUGUACCUUGCUACGAUGGGGAUGCAUGGGGUAAUGGGGAGAGGUUUCUGUUCAAAAUUAGAUACUGUUUUAUGUCUAUAUUUCAUUGGCGUUUUAUUGCCACCCUAUAUAAGCAAAUCAAAUGACAUUUUAUAAGGCAACCAUGCUCAAUAUGCAGCUAGGUAUAAGUAUUGACUUAUCGUGUCACGUGUUCAUCUUGUAUAGAUAUCAAUGAAUGCAAUGAUGAUCCAUGUCAUCAAUUCGCCACGUGUACAAACACUCCUGCUGGUUCAUACACGUGUACUUGUAAUACUGGUUUCGCUGGCAAUGGAACUCACUGUCAAGGUAAUCAAUUAUGUCUGUAGUCAAUCUUCUCUGUCUGUCUGUCUGUCUGUCUGUCUGUCUGUCUGUCUGUCUGUCUGUCUGUCUGUCUGUCUGUCUGUCUGUCUGUUUGUUUGUUUGUUUGUUUGUUUAUAUAAUGAAUUUAUGUAACCUUUCCUCGUUUUUCCGGACUGCGUGCAUGUGUAAAAAAUCCAUUUUUUUCUAUUUCUUAUAGAUAUAAAUGAAUGUUUGAAUCCGAACACAUGUCAUAAUUCUGCAACAUGUACCAAUACUGUUGGAUCAUUUACAUGUCAAUGUAAUUCUGGAUAUUCUGGCGAUGGAUUCAGUUGUGUCGGUAAGUAUUAUGAAAAUUGAGUUCCAAUAUAAACUUCAACACGCGUAACUUCUUGAGCAAUUCGAUAUUAUCGGAAAGGGAGUUUAUGAUUAUAUAGCUGUAACUAAGAACACACUGCCAUAAUUAAUAGUUGACUUGUAUAGUUUAAUCUUUGGCAAAGCUAAGAAAUAAAUAAUAAUAAAAUAAACCGCUCAAAGAAAAAUACCGUAUGGGUACAGAAUUACGUUUUUUAAGCAAAAACUCUUCAUGCUUUAUUGUAAAGAGUAUUAUAGACUGAAAUGCAUAAUGGCAUUCUUUUAGUCAAAGGGGGUUGUAAUUUAGUUUUUGUUUAUUCAUUUCUUCGGUGCAGUACACAGUUGAAUAAAUGUGUGUGACUCUGACCACUGACGACGAGGCGUAGCCAUGUCAACCACUAUAGUACCUGCAAGUUCACUUAUACAUCUCAAACUCAUUAAUAAUUUACGAGUAACUUAGCCAACCAUAUUGCUUUAUUUUGCUCACAUGAUAAUACUGGAUACCUGAUGAAAUAGAUUUUACCUGUCCUAGGACUGGAUCAAAAUUAAUUCAAUCCUUGGACUGGAUCAGAAGUAAUUAAGUAGUGAUUUAUUCGUAUGAGAUCAUUGAGAUGUCAUUUCAAAUCCUCCAAUUCGGACUGGACAAGGACUGGACUAGAUUUGUCACAUUUUGAUCCAGUCCUCGGCUUCGCCUGAUCAAGUUGCGCGGACUUGCAAUCCAGCCUUCAUGGUCGGAUUUGAAAUAUUACUUAAAAUUUACAAGAAAUUUAGAAUAUAUAAUUAAUUUCAUCGUCAACAGAUAUCAACGAAUGUUUGACCAAUCCUUGUGAUCCAAAUGCUGCGUGUGGGAAUACUCCUGGUUCAUUCACGUGCACUUGUAACUCUGGCUAUGCUGGAAAUGGACUUACUUGUUUGAGUAAGUAGCAAAUCACAACUCGUAAAAAUACUUGUAGACCAUGUGUAUAUAACUUUAUAAAUACUAAUUAAUUGAAUAAUAACUUUUGAAAGGUCCUCUUUAGCUGCGAACGUAGCUGAUCUUGACAGGAUGAACAGUAGUUACACUAUAAGAGUUACUACUGACAACUAUUGAUUUCUUGACGGGAACUCAUUGUGCAUGGGAACUAGCACAGAAGCUGAAUUCCAAUCUUUGGCUACGGCAUAUCUGGCUCAUUGAACUAUGCGCUCUUGGUAGAUUUAAGAGUCUUAGUUAAGAUAUACAUAUAGGAUAAACAAUAUAGUAGUUAGGAAAGUAAUGUCACAGUUGUAAAGGUAAAUUAGUCUUGUCUAACUAUAGGUAAUAUUAGUCAGCGCAAUAUCUUGUGCAAUGUGUCAUGACAAGUGAGCUGAAUAAUGUGAAUGUAAGUUCUCUUUCCCGAAUCAGGCAGAAUCAUGGCCACAGUUAAUUAAUGCGGAGAGAUUUUAAUGUUGUCCAGGAAAUUGAAAACUUUGGAAAUAUAUUAAAUUUGAAAAUAAAUUGUAAGCCUGGUAAAUACUUAAAACAUUAAGUGCAUUAUUUUAAUGUAAAAACAUUAUUUUAAUUAGAAUUAGUGCUUUCUGAUGAUAGUGAUACUUCAUGAAAAAUGAUGUAGGUUAAUGUCAGAAUUGACAUGAGUUUGUUAUAAUUUCAGAUAUCAAUGAAUGUGUAACGUUGAGUCCUUGUAGUCCAGAUGCAACUUGCCAAGACACCCCUGGUUCAUUUACAUGUACCUGUAACGUUGGUUUCACUGGAAAUGGACUUACUUGUUCUGGUAAGUUGUUGUUUUGUUUCACAUGCGAAGAAAUUGACGAAUAAGGAACAGCGGUAAUCCCCAGUUAGUCAGAAGAUAUUUACUCGGGGCUUAAGGAGAUUUUAAUGUUGGAGAGAAGAGCUUCAUAGAGAGAAAAGUUUAUUUGUUUGGUUGAAAUGCAGUAAAGUGCACGAGUGACGUAAUCUUGAAGGUCUGUGCCAGUGUUAUAGUAGCGAUGUCAAAAGGCAGCUGCGUGAGAAUUGAGAGGGUUACAAUUUGAUCACAACUUCGACGUUUCGAGCGAAGGCUCUUCUUCAGGAAGUUAGAGUGUUGAUCGGGAAAAUUACAUGUGCUUUUAUACUAGGCAAUAUAAAAGUGAUCACGUCACAAUAAAUAUCACCUUAUUCCAGACUUGUUUCAUAUAUCAUUUGCAGUUUUCCGUAUAUUUGUAUUAAUAUAUUUUGUAAUGUAAUUUAAAUAUUUGUCUACAGUUUGUUUGGACUAAAUUCAUCUGAUUGUUUUUUUUGUCACGUGCAGCAUGAUCGCUUUCAUAUUUAGUAGUUUACUAGUAUAAAAGCUCAUGGUAUUUUUCCUAUCCAUGCUACUAACUUCUCAACGAAGCGUCUUCGCUCGAAACAUCGAAGUUCUGCUUAUAGUUUUCAGGUAGUUGUAUCUCUCUCAAUUUGCUGCAGUAACAAUGAACUGUUUCAGGGCAUUUAAUAAAAAAAAUCAAUACCGCUUGUUUUUCUUUCAUGCAAGGAAAUGUUUAUGGAAGACCCCUGUCUUAAUACAGGGUUCAUAGUAUGAAGUGUUUUUAAGUUGUAAUUACAAAUUACUUUUAGUUUUUGUUGGAAGUGUUCACUAUUUUAUCUUUACAUUUCACUUUCUUUUUAGAUAUCAAUGAAUGUCUUACUACUCCUUGUGACACAAAUGCUCAAUGUACAAACACGCGUGGCUCUUUCUUGUGUCAAUGUAACUCUGGAUUUGCGGGGAAUGGAUUCACUUGCGUCAGUAAGUCAACAUUUUCCAUUUGUAUCUUCAUGCAGAGAUGCCACGCAACCACGCUUGUUCGCCAUUCUUUGUUUGCAAACCGGGCGAGAAAAGCGUAAUAAGAGGCGGCCAGAGUGAUUUAAUUAACUUAAGAUACAAUAGCUAACAAUUUUUCACCGACACUGAACGGUGCAAGGAUAUUCACCAGGACGCGAAGCGUUAGAUUCACCGACACUGACGUCACUUUUAGCAUAUACCAUAACAAAACAAAAAUGACAAUAAGAAAAGAAUAAUGAGCAAAAAACAACGAAAAUAGUGUGAAAACAAUUUGUAUUGUUGAAAACAAAACAGUAUUUACUAAUUUUAGUAAUUUUAGUAAUUAGAAACAGUAAAAAUUACUUCCACACAAACAAAACUUUGAGGCUUUCUUUGUGCUUAGCGGAACCACAGUUUCGUUUACAGUAAAGCUAAAUAUUUGCUCGUCUAUGACCGGAACGAAACAUGAAGCAUUUUAUUUUGCCCCAGAGGUGAAUAGUGCAUCCGGAGAUAAGCAACCAAUCAAAUUGCGUUAGAUACUCAGGUAUUUGUCCAUGGGGGGUUGCUAUCAAUCCCUUGAGAGACAAAACCAGUGGCGGCCAUGUUGGAUAAAACACGCUUUAGGCUAAUUAAAAUACCUGCUAAUGGGAUUAUGGUAUCAAAGUUCCUCCAACAUGGCCUGCAUGACGUCACGUGCAAUCCAAGAAUAGGUACAGUCUAGUAUAAAAGCUAGUGCCUGUCAAACGUGAUUUAUUACGUUUCUCAGGUCUUGAAGUGAAUGCCACCAUUACAGCGUGUGAUUUUGUCUUUUCGCUCAUCUAUUGACUUGUUGUAUUAAUCAAAUAUUCAUGAUUAAAUAUUCAUUGACAGUUGACCAGUUGUUUUUGUUUUUAUACAUCUUUCUUAUAUAAUUAAACAUGGGUGAAAGGGGGACAGACAUCAUUAUAAAGUACUCAAUCGAAAUUGUAUUAAAAUUUGUUGCUGCGAUUUCAUUUGUGUAGAUAUAAAUGAAUGCAGGAAUAAUCCAUGUCACGCUCAAGCAACUUGCACGGAUACGAUUGGCUCUUACACUUGUACAUGUAACCAAGGAUAUUCUGGAAAUGGUUUCAACUGUGCGGGUAAGCAAAUGCAUCAAUCCUUUUUUGAGGUUAUCAUGAUUAUUGAGAUGAUGAAAACUCCCAUAGUCAAUCAAGAUGUAUGAUCUGGAAUCUCGGUCUUUGUUCUAUCUUUUUAUUCAUGUUUGUGGAAACUUGUGUACGCUAAAAGCAUUUUUGGUAUAAUGAAAAAAGAUAAGAUAAUUAUUGCAUAAUAUAAAUCACGAGUAACUAUCACAAGUCAUUUGACAUGGGAAUGACAAUCGCUAUCUAGCACAAGACUGUUGUGAAACUUUACUUAUUUCUUGCUUAAAUUUUUAGAUAUAAAUGAAUGUACCACAUCUAACCCAUGCCAUGUUCGAGCUACCUGUACAAACACACAAGGAUCAUAUUUCUGCACUUGCAAUGAUGGUUUCUCUGGGGAUGGCAGUCUUGUCUGUGACGGUGAAUUAUCAUUCAUGUUUUAUCUAAACCAAAAGCUUGUUAUAUUAAUUGACACGCGAUAAAUCUACUUAUUAAACUUUACCCCAAAAAUGUUCGGAUUAUAAAAGAAACUGGAGUUCAUUAUUUCUUCUACUGAGUAGUGGUUCAUAUCAAGUUGUCGAGAGUGUUACAUUUUUAAAAGAAUUUGCAAUGUAAAAUUGAGCAAUGUGCAGUUCUACUUCAAUAUAGUUUUUAUGGUGUACAAGAUUGUACAAUAUCAAUAAGGAGGAAUUUCCGUCUUUCUCAUUGUAGAUAUAAACGAAUGUUUGGCUAACCCUUGCAGCGUUCACGCUACCUGUACCAAUACAUUUGGAUCAUAUCUAUGUGCUUGUAGAUCUGGCUUCACUGGAAAUGGAUUCUUUUGCUCAGGUCUGUAAUCAUUUAUUUGCAUUUAAAAAAAAUUGUUAUCGUUAAUUGCGACAAUUGUGAAGAACGGUCUCGGUGCUAUUCAACUACUUUGUCAAAUCUUUAUAAAAUCAGAUGUUAUGUUAUGUUUAGGCAGAUACUAACGGUAAUUUGGCUAUUCAGUGAUCUUUACUGAUAUGUAUAUUAAGUUUACAUGCAGAACACCCUUUUUGGCGUUUUGCGGAAAAUUGCUACUGCGCGCUCAAUAUCAGUCCGAUUUUCAUCAAAUUUUCACCAAAUGUUCUCCAGUUCAUGCACAAUAUAGCAAAGUUGUAAAAUUGCCAAACAAUAAAAUAAUGUAAGAAUUAUUCAGGAAAAUCUUAAAUCGCCGUACCUUUACGCUUUUGAGUUGUGUUCCUUUUGGUUUUAAGAUAUAUUUAUGAAAAUAUCAUUUUUAUACAGUAAAAUAGUUGUUCUAAAAGAUUGUGUUCGGAAAUUUUUAUUUAUUUCGUCAUAUAUUCCGCUGAUUUGGCGAUUUCUUUGACGACUGCAAUAUAUUUCUGAAUCGUUUGUGUGAUUCACUCUUUAUAAAAUAUCCAAAAUUAGAAAAAAGCCGAGCACGAUUUUGAAACUGACGUCUUUAGCUAUAUGUCCUGUGAAAAUUUGAGAAAAAUUCAUUAAAACCCGCAGGAGAAUAACUCGUUUGAAAAUCGGUAAUUGCCGUAAAAUUCUUCGGGAGAAAAUUGAAUUUGCAUAUUACAUUUUCAAUCUUUUACUUAUUGCAGCGAAAUGUAUUUUAUUAAAUAACUCUAUCGGCAGUUUUCAACAUUUUUCGUUCAAACUUGGUCAGAUAGUAGAACUAGUCUAAUGCUUUCAUGGAAACCACUAAAAAAAUUUUAGGCAAAAUUGGCACUCAAAGGUGUUCUGUAACCUUAAUUCAUUCUAAUGAAGAUAAUAUUUAAAUUACAGAUCUUUUCUUUAGACAUUAAUGAAUGUGCACAGAGCCCGUGCGCUGCUGGUCGAGCUACUUGCGAAAAUACUAUUGGUUCAUUCAAUUGUACCUGUAACACUGGUUACACUGGAAACGGAAGGGUUUGUGCCAGUAAGUAGUGGCACACUUUCUAUGUUUAUUGUAUAUUUUUAUAAUUUAUUGAAAAAUGUCUUGAAAUCUUAGCCUCCACCCUGAUUAAUAUUCAUAUGAUUAAAUGAAUGGAAAUAUGAACAAAACCAUCCAAUCUGCCGAGAAGAGAAAGUAAACUAAGCUAAAUAUUGCAAAGUUUAGCAGUAUCUGCAGUCUAAAACUACACUAACUAAACUCAGCUUGUUAAUUUUAAGAAUCAGAUGGUGGUAAACCAUUGGUUUAAGUCUGACCAGGUGCAUGGUUCUACAGGUUGUCUCAAAAAAACGCAACGGACAUUCAACAGGCUGUCGUGCGUCAUAAACUUAAUUAAGCUAAGCAAUUCAAUGUUUACAUCAGACGAAAGAGCUGUUAUUUAGCUUUUCUAUGAUACCUAUUUUAAAUCGUAACGAUGAGAAAUUGUCACAUACUCGUCAAAUAAAAAUUCCCGGUCGAAAUCACAUUCUUCCACUUUUAGGAAUUGAAAAUACAUUAAUUAUAAAGUUAAUCAAUCCAAAAGCAACGCGAGUCUGCUGCAAGCUAUUUGUUUCGUAAAACGUUUUGAUUACGAAUGUUCUCUGUUCAGGGUUUAAUUGAACCAUGUUUAACUUAACUGUGCUAUAAGACGAAGAUUAACGAGUUGAGCUCAUUUUAGAUAAUUAACAUUCAAUUUUAUUUCCCUCUUGGGAAUUCCUCCUCCCUAUACGUUUCGUUUUCCAUGCAAUUCCCAACGGUGGAAGAAUGUGAUUUCGAUCGGCAAUUUUUAUUUGACGAGUAUGUGGCCAUUUCUCAUCGUUACGGUUUAAAAAGAGUAUCAUUGAAAAGCUAAAUAACUGUUCUUUCGUCCUAUGUAAAAAUUGAAUUGUUUAGCCACGUUUAUGAUGCACGACAGCCUGCUGAAUUUCCAUUGCGUUUUUUUGAGACAUCCUGUACAUCUUAAUUCAAAUUCUGGGUUAAAUCAACGCACAUUCCUGGUUGUAGACCUUUUCAACGAUAAAUAAAAUAACAAUACUCAACAGUGGAUAUUAGAUGCAUGAGGACGACCCUUCCCCAAUAUUUUCCUAAAAUCUCUCCUAAUAUUUUCUUAAAAUCUCUAUGCGAUAUAAUUCACGAACUAAAUAGCUAAAUCCUGUUUCAAACGUCGCGCUUCUCAUGUGCCGAACGCAUUAGAAACAAUAGAUGAUGAGGCAUUUCAGCUGAUUAUCUAUUGUUUUUAAUGCGUUCGGCACAUGAGAAGCGCGACGUUUAAAACAGGCCUAAGUUGUAAGUUACAAUGCCUUUUUAACUUUAUUUAAAGCAGACAUCCUUUCAAAAGAACAAAUUAGCAUUAAAUAUGAGUUAAAAAAAGUUUGCAAACUAAUAUUUCCAGCAGUACGCUUUUGCCGCUGCAAAUAACGAAAAUAAUUAGGCAGGAAAUAAUCUUAACUCUAAUCGAGGUAUUAUAGGUUCGAAAGACUGCAAAGUUAGAGUACCAAUGACGUUUUAUUUUUUAAUGUUGUAAUGAUCAGACUCCAUAAUUUUAAUGAUCAGAACCUCUACAGGUUUUGAUUUUGAAACUAAUAUGAGCAAAGGUGAAAGUUUUGAACGAAAACAAUUUGAAUUAUUUUCUUAGAUAUAAACGAAUGUCUUACUAAUCCUUGUGAUUCCAACGCACAAUGUACAGACACGAUUGGCUCCUUCCUGUGCACUUGUAAUACAGGAUUCUUUGGUGAUGGAUUUAACUGUGCAGGUACAGUAUUUUGACAUCACAGGAUUACAACUGAUCCGACAUCUGAUCGACAUAAUACUUAAUAUACAAAAAAAUGUACAUGUAACAUAAAUGCACUUAACAGUAUAUGUGUUGCUACUCUUAUUGCUAACUGGAUGAACUAUGGUUAUAUUAAAUAAUAUUACAUGAUGAAAUAUUUUUGUAAUAUUUUUGUAUAAUAUUGUUUCAGACAUUGAUGAAUGUAAACGGGCAAGCUCAUGUCAUUCUCAGGCCACGUGCGAGAACACAAUAGGCUCGUUCAUAUGUACUUGUAAUACGGGAUAUGUUGGAAAUGGUCAACAAUGCGUCGGUAUGUUCAAUUGCAGUAAUUUACACUAGUCUGGGGGAAAUUAAAAUCCAUCAGUACUACUGUAUUUUCAUAAAGUAUAUCCAUAGACAUAUUAGUCGCAAUUACUCCUGCUAGGAUUCAUAUCAUUUCCGUAUGAAACGCUUUAAAACACAUUCCAGUGUUUUGUAAUAUGAUAAGUGUUCCAAAUAGAAAGCGUCUCGCAAAUCAGUAAAAUUGAAUUCAACGAGCAUUCUCUAUGACAUGUAGAUAUUCUAUAAUUGUCUGUUGAUCUGAACAGGAGUUUGAGAUAAAGUCGAAAAACAGCUCAAAGAUUUUGUAUUCUUUUUAGUUCAAUAUCUGGGAUUAGUUAUGGUGCAUUCUUUUUUAUUUUGGUUUGUAUAAUGUCGUCUUGUUGUUUCAGAUAUCAAUGAAUGCCCGACCCAACCAUGCAACGUUUUUGGAAGCUGUACGAACAGCCCUGGAUCAUUCCUGUGUCGUUGUAAUUCUGGCUUUGAUGGAAAUGGACUUAUAUGUAAUGGUAAGUAAUUCAAUUGAAACAACCAAUAAUUGCAAUUAAUGUUUUUCACGUACGGAUCGAAAAUUACGAAACUUUUCUCUUCAUCUAAAUUUUUACAUGGUAUAGUUAUUUGAAUUUUUCAGUACUGAUCAGAAUAAGUCCUUGGGAGAAUGCCAAGAACAAUAGACUGAGUGGAAUGUAGAACAGCGAGAAUUUUCAAAACAUUGAGCAUUUUGAUCACCUUAUCGAUGACACUUUUGUUAAAAUAUCUUUUCAUUUGCAUCAAUGUAUGUUAUAACAAAUUCAAGAGAAUAUUACCUGGCUUGCGAAUGUCAGAUGCAUGCAUAUGAGAAGAACAGUCACUUUCUAAGAUGUAAAAAUUUGAAAUCAUGGUGUAUAAGAUGAAUUAAACAUGCUCAUGAUACAUGCUUUCAUGUCCCUCUGGUUAUUGCAACAGUUUGUUGUAAAGAUUACUAAUUGUCAGCUGAGUAGACUCGUCUUGUAUUUGAGGAAUCGAAGUACUAUCGAGUUAUAGAACGUUUGCACAUGACGUCACAGUCAGUAUUCAAAAUAAUUUUAAUUAGACUCUUUUGUCUGGAACACCCACAUGGCCGCCAUUGCUUUUGUUGAGUUGGUCCCUGGGGAAUAAGUUCAAACGCUCCAUACCCUUGCUGCAAAGUCGAAAUUGGCGCCCUGUCCAAUAUCGUAUUAACUUCGAAACACUUGCACCCUUUCAAUAAAGCUAUCCAUGAAAUGUAUCUAAUCAUCAUCUAAAUAAUAUACCAUUAAAAUACUGACAAUUGAUAAAGAGGUUUCUACGGCACUGCAUGCUACUGUAAUAUUGCGUCUUCAUUUUCCGGAUAGCAAACACCUUCGUGGCUUCGUAUGCCAUGAAAUAUUCGGAAAUUUUUUUCGUCAUUCGGAAAUUUUUAGCCUACCCCAACUAUACAUGCUAGCUACGACCCUGAUGAUUAAUAAAUGCGAAAUAUAAAUUAAUAAAUUAUUAAUAUUUAAAAUUAAUUUCAGAUAUCAAUGAAUGUAGUAUAACAAGACCUUGCAACUCUCUGGCAAACUGCGUAAAUACAAUUGGUUCAUAUCAGUGCAGUUGUCAGGCAGGCUAUUCUGGAAAUGGUCUCAAUUGCGUUGGUAAGUUCAGUAUUACGGAGUUUGUACACCAUCAGCUUUUUUUCAGGAUUUCUCUCGUCUGCUUUCAUACGUCGCAUGCGAACGUACAAAUUGAAAUCGUGAAAAUUUGAGCACCGACCACAUUUCAUGUGAACGGAACCUUUUCUAUAUUUACUACUAUUCUUAUUAAGGAGUUUACGCAUAUGAGACGGCGGCGUCAGGACAACGACUAAACAAACUGUUUGAAAUAAAUGAUUGUAUGGAAAUAUUGUCUUGUAUUUACUUUCGUAGGAAUUUAAUACAGUUUCGAACGAGUAAAACAGAGCUUUAACCUUCAGAGCAAUUUUGAUCAACUCUACUAGAAAAAUUACCUGCCACGGCUUGAAAUGCUGGCGUACUUUACAAGAUGUGAAAAUAUGCAUUUUGCCGUCGUCAACUGAGCCUGGACGACGUCUGAAACCCCUGCUAUACUUUUAAUUAUUUAUUUCUUUUGUGCUAUAGGAUUAAUGACAUGGUAUUGAUAGCCGUCGUCCUGACGUUGCCGUCUUGCAUAUGUAAACUCCCUAUUAUCAAGAAAUGAAGUAUUGUAUUAUGUUGAGUGUUGGGUGCCAUUGUAGAUAGCCAAUGGUCAGGCUUCGAUCAGAUAGUUCUUUCUAUACUUUCCAGGUAGCUGGAAAUAAAGCUCACGAACAUGCGUAUUAUGUGCUUCGUGAUCGUGGAAAACUCGACAUGAUUUAAAUAUUUACGCAUGUUGCUAAAUAUUGUAAUGCUCUAUGUUAUACAGAUAUCAAUGAAUGUUUGCAAGCACCAUGUAAUCACAAUGCUAGAUGUACCAACAUACCUGGCUCAUUUGACUGUUCAUGUAAUACUGGAUAUUCAGGAAGCGGAUUGAGUUGUUCUGGUAAGAAUUAUUAAACCAUUUUGAAUGUACACACCCUGCACUAUUCACGCGCUACAAAAAUACUGUGGCUGUGACUAUAGUGAAAAGAACUGGAAUUCAUUAUUCCGCCUACUAAGUAGAGCUGCUUAUUUCAAGCUCUUCCCCAAAUGCGUGAGCUCAUUGUAAGGUCUAUUAUGGCAUACACCAUCACUUAUUAAGAUUAACGUAAUAUUUAUUAAUUGCCUUCUUAAACUGUGAUAACGAUUGGCAUUUUCUUAUAUCUUGCGGGAGACUAUUAAACAAUACAGCCCCACUAUAACAAAACUUUUUUUCAUAUAAUCUGUCCGUGGCUUGGGGACAUUUAAUCUCAUUUCAGAGUUUCUAAUAUUAUACCCAAUGCCACGAACAGAGAAAGUUCCUGCAAAUAAGGGGGGCUUUCCCAUUAAGAAUUUUAAACAUUAAAUUAGCCUUGAAUUUUUUCCUACGCAAAGAGAGAUUAUCCCAGUGCAGCACAUCAAAGAGCGCACCCGCACUGGCAUUAUAACUCGCUUGCAUAACAAUCCUUGCUGGUCUAUUCUGCAGCUUUUGUAUUUUGGAACUUAGUAUUUGACCUAGACCAUCCCAGACCGAGCAACAAUAGUCGAAAUGUGGUUUUAUCAACGCUCGGUAUAUAUGAAUGUCCGCGUCAGUUGUUACAUAUGGUCUAAUACACUUUAAAACGCCAAUUGCCGAAGCAAUUUUCUUAGAUAAAUAUGUGUUGACCAAUUUAGAUGUUUAUCAAUAUAUACCCCCAGAGAUUUGACUGAAUCGACUUUUUCAACCUCACAAUCAUUGAUUUCAACCGUUAUUCUGUCAUCCAUAGCACUCAUUCUUUGUCGAGAUCCAAUUAUGAUAAACUCUGUUUUAACAAUAUUUAGGCUUAGUUUAUUUGUGUUCAGCCAUUUGUGAAGGUUUUCCAAUUCAGAGUUUACGACACUUUGGAGCUUGUCCAUAGAAUUUGCCGCGUAACUAGUGCUUAAUAGCGAACUUAAGAUCUACGACGCGGCAGGCUUAACGACGCGCUUGCGAAAGAAAGAAAUUUGUCAUGCAAGACAAAACUGUGAAUAAUUCGUGGUCCCAGGGGUAUUCUCAACGGCGUUGUCAAGCUCAGCACAACGUUAAACUAAGCAUUAUCACGUCUUUGAAGCAACGUAAAAGCUUAUUGCGUUCAAGGUGGAAUGACCCUCAAAAUAUUUUUUUUUAUAUUUAAAACUAGAAAUAAAGUUUAAAUGGUAUAUUAUGAAAGCCCAUAGAAAAGUAUUUACAUUUAUGUGAGUUUGACAUAUGCUGUUGCCAUGGUUACCAAGAUAACAGCUCGACACGCCUUGCAGCGGACAAUUGCGCCAACGAUGAUAACUCGAAAGCAAUUUAAGAUUUGUCUACGAAACUUUGGGAAAAUAUUAAGCACUACUAGACCCAUGCAAUGAACUAAAAGAUUUUAAAUCAGAUAAGUAGUUUCUAAGUUCUGAAUGAAACAAUAUGUGUGCCUGAAAUUUAAUCAUGAUCAGCAUGAAUUUUUGCUUAUAGCACAAAAAGUAUUUGACCUAAUGACUUCAUUCUAGUUCAUUGCAUAGCUUUUGAUGAAGUAAACAUCCUCUGAAAAUUUUAGCCAAAUCUGUUAAAUUGUUUUUGAGAUAUCAUUGUUGGCAGAUUACAAACCUUGUGAAAAUCGUUUAUUGGAGAAAAUACAGUUUAAACUUUUCAUACUAUGUAAUUGGCUACCAAAAACACUUCAUGUCCCUAAAAGUCAAUAGAACUCUCCAGCACCAUACUUUACUCCCUCCCCCUGUUUGUUUUUGUCAUACUUUUGUUUUUUCAGUCCUCUCAUCACUUUACGCCUCUUUUUAACUUCGGGCGUGGAUUUGUGUUCUGCAUACGAAACUCUCAACUUGUCUUCAAGUUGACAAGCCACUUCUGUAUACUUGCCAGGAGUAAUAUCCAGUAGUUCACUGGAAAAAGUUCACUGAUUGCCUCUUUUGCAAAAUGUAGUCAGUGACUCAGGGUCUCAACAUCAAGAACUUUCCCGGUAUCCAUCGACAUAACCGUAACACACCCGUUAGAUGAUGAAUGUCCCCUUCGUUGCCAGGUACCGUCACAUCAAAUACCACAGUCUACAGGAUUUGUUCCAUCAACAUCUUCAUUUUGUUGCAAAACACACACUUCUUUUGCAGCUGCUUUCAUGCUCUUCUUAGCAACUGUCUUUGCAUGCUUAGCAAUGACACAAGAUGACUUCUUGAAAGACUUUGGUCUAGGUGGUGGUGUCAUGUUCAUGACAGAGCAAACCUUUGACGCACCAGCAUGACCAUUGCCAAUCAUUCGCAUUCCAUACACAAAUCGUCAAUUUACUUCAAAACUCUAAAUUGUUUUUCGUUUUGAAAUCCAAGACAAAUGCAUCCAUUUGCAGUGUCGGCAAGUGAGGUGGAGUUUAGAAGCACAAUCUUUACGUUUGAUACUAUUUUCUUCCAUUGUGUUGUAUACAUUCUGGGAAGCUGACAAAUAUGGAAAAAACAUUUCCAAUAAGUUCCAUAUCACAAAGCCUGAAUCCAUAAGUGCCUUGAGAACUUUUUGUUGAAGGUUUAGGGGUUCUUUUCUCACUGGAAUUCUGCCGAACACGAGGCUGAAGCUUCAUGUAGGACACUGAAAUUCCAGCUGGAAUAGCGCCCACGUUGCCCUCAUCAGCACUCAAAGAAACCUCGCUUUCCUCGUUAUUUUCUUGCAUUACUGGCUCGCCCUCUCCCUCAUAUUCAACACGAGAACGUUUAGUAUGUUGAUUGGCACAAAAUUGGCGUUUUUUACGCUUCUGUGUAGCAAAUUUUCCCAUUUUAUUUUCGCAAAAUAACUCUCGAUCACAAUGUUAGAAAGAAUGUUUCCUUUUUCGUCUGCGCGUUUCGUAGGGGGCCUGGGGAAAAGCUUAGAUUAGAGCCCAGUCUUCCCUAAAUACCCCACGCUUUUUACCGAAAAUUUUGUAAAUAAAUUCGCUUUCAUAGGCAAAAAACAAAUGGUAAACAAAUCUGUUUCCAUAGCAACGAGUGAACAUCCAGUAAAAAACCCUUAAAAUAAAUACAUUUUAGGCAUAAAAUCACGAGAAAGCAACAUAGGAGUAUAUUUUGAUAACAUAGGCAUCAUAUAAAACAAAACAAAAAAUUUUUAAUUUUUUCAAAAAUCAGUCAAACUUAGCAGUUCAUAAUGUUAUUUGAAAAAUCGUCAAACAUUUAUUACAGUAAUGAAAUUGCUUAACGCUCGUUCUUGAGCUGAAAUUCAGACCGCGUCGUUGAGCCGCCCGUGUCGUAGAUCUUAAGCUCUCUAGUGUCAUCCGGAUGGCACAAGUAAGACAAUUUGGUAAGUCAUUAAUAUAUACGAGAAAUAACAAUGGUCCCAAAUUGCUCCCCUGCGGAACACCACAGUCCACAGGUAACUGGAUUUGAACUUGACAAAUGGUCAUUUACAUGGCAUUUUUGAGUUCUAUUGGUAAGAUACGACUCAAACCAUUUAAGACUAUUCAAGUCGACUCCAUAAUUUUCCAACUUUUUUUAAAUAAUAUUAUAAUCAAUGGUGUCGAAUGCUUUCUUUAAAUCUAUGAAAACAACUCCAUUAAUCAGACCAUUGUCAAUGUUCACAGACCAGCUAUUUGUGGCUUCGCUAAUCCAUUAGAGUGCUAUGUAACGAUCGAAAUCCCGAUUGACAGGUGGUCAAAAGAUUAUGAUUAUUCAAAUAUUCGUAGAGUUGUUCAUAAACAAUUUUCUCCAAAAUUUUAGCAAUGACAGGAAUGACAGAUAUGGGGCGAUAAUUACUAGGUCUAGGAUCAUUCCUAACACCGCUUUUGUACACUGGUGAAACCCUGCUCUCUUUCCAUUCGUGCGGAAAUAUUCCCGUUUGAUAGAUGCUGUAAAUAUUGCCGUUAGGGAAGGUGCAACAACAUCAUCAGCUAUCCUAAGUAAUUUACUGGGUAUCUUAUCAAAGCCAACUGAUUUUUUUUCAUCCAUUUUUUGUCAAUAACUUAUAAACUGUAUCAACAGAGGGAGUCUUCAAAGAAAACAUGCUAUUAGUUGGCUUGAGAUCAUAAUACUCUGGGCCAUUUUCUGUUAAAACGAUGUCAGAAGCAAGAUUGCUACCAACAGUAGAGAAAUAGUUAUUGAAUGCUUCUGAUAUCUCGAUGGUGAGGUAAUAACUUGCUCUCCCAACCUAAUUUCUGAUAAUUUUUUAGUUUUGCUUGAAUGUUUUGAACUAACUUCAUUAAUUAGCUUCCAUGUCUUCCUCAUAUUGCCUUUAUGUAGCUCAAGGUUUGUGGUAAAAUAUGAUGUCUUGGCUUUUUUAAUUUCAUUAUUAACUUGAUUACGAGACUGUUUAUAUUCAUGCCAAGCAUGGGGGUCCUGUGAAGAAAUAACUUUCUUUUUCAAAUAGUCUCUUUUAAACAUUUGACGUUUCAAAUCAUUUGUAAUCCACGAGGACCUCUUUUUACCAAUACGCCUUGAUCUACAUGGGGCGUGCUUAUUAAUAGUUCCAUUAACAUGCUUUUCCAGGUAGUCCACAUCUCAUUCGGAUCUUCAGAACAAUGUACAUUAUUCCAUUGUUUUAGUUCUAAAUCUCUUAGAAAAUUCUCUCUAUUGAAGUUUUUUAAUGAUCUAACUUCGACAGUUCUGGCAUCAUUACGUUAGUAUAAUGAGCCUUCCGGACCAUAUAAACUAGUGAAUGAUCACUUAUUGAAAGAUGUACGUAGAACACCGGAAAUCACAACAUUAACUGGCGAAUUAGUAAUGCAAAGAUCUAUGAGAGUACUGGAUAUUCUACAGAUAUUCUACACUUUACAUAUGUUCUUGUAAAAAAAUUUGUUUGAAAUGUUAGUUAUCUUAAUAAAUAGUGAGUACAUUUUAAAUUGCAGGUUUGUACCAGGUCAAGUACGCGGCAAUAAAAAUUGCAGUACUAUAUUGUGGACAACUGAAAAUCUAAAAUGAUCGCACCCUGCUGUAAAUGAUUAUAAUCUGCUUAUUUGUAUACGUUUGUUUUACGUUCUCUCAACAAAAAGCGAAACGGAAUGGUAUUUUACUUUAGCAUCUCCCCGAUGCCUUUUUUCAUGAUAUACUAAAGGUUAUUUUCUUUAUCUUACAGAUAUUAAUGAAUGUCUAACCAAUCCAUGCCAUACUGAUGGUACUUGCUCCAACACUGCUGGCACUUUCCAAUGCGCCUGUAAUCAAGGAUAUUCUGGAAAUGGCUUCGUUUGUCUUAGUAUGUAUACUUUAUAUUAUAGCUUGCUACACUAACUUGAAAUAACCAGCAAGUAGGCUCUUGCGGCAAAAAUUUCGUGUUGUGGAAGAAAGUGUAGUUCAUUAUUCGUUCUACUGAGUACUUGUUCGUUUCAAGUUUCGUCCAGAUGUGAAGCAUGGGCUCAUGUGAUACAUGGGCGCAAAGCAAUUCAAUCUCGUAGUCAGAGAAUGACAAAUUGCGAACGGGAACGCUCUGUAGUCUGUUCACGAGUUGACUACAAAAUCAUGGUCUAUAAAUGUCACGGUUGUUUCUUUAAUUUACUGAUUCACUUCGGCACUUUCCAUCUAAAUGUUAUAAUAGAUCAAUUUUCAACCAUUGAAAAUAAGCAAACAAUCAAACCCCCUGAUGACUAAAUCAUCACUUAAUGGCAUUAAAGUUAUAUGUUAUGUAUUAUUUAUCAGCCAUGUUUUAAGCCUGGUUCACACUGGUUGUAAUUCGUCGGCGAUCGAUUGUAUUCUUUUCUGACAUCUGUGAAAACUCUGCUAAAACGUUCCUUUGUGGCUUUUUUUACUACUAGGGGCCGGUCAUUAUUUAUGGAAGGGGGGAGGGGAAUUUUUUCUUUCCUAAAUUUUUAAAAUUGAAAGCCCCCCCCCCUUAAAAGAGCAGAAAUUUAAUGAUGACCCCCCUACAUAUUAGAAUAUUUUUCUUUAACACCGCCCCCCUCCCUCCCCCCAUUUUCAUUUUUACUCGACAAAUGGGGAUACCCAGGCGUUAUAAUGUUAAUUAUUAAUUAAAUAAGAAUAUGGAGCUGACAAGAUAUUAACGUCGACCAAAAAUAUAUAUUAGCAGAAAAUUAUAAUUAAAAGAGGGGUAUAUUCAUAUAGCUCUAAAAUCAGGUUUCCAUUUGGUCUGGGCGAUUGUAACCAUGUUUAACGGCACGAAGUAUUGCCAUAGCAGCUGCGUAGCAAUGAGAGUAACAAUCAGUAAUAUUAGCAGCAAAAGGAGAUAGCCAUGACAAUUCUGGACAUUCUGCCAAGGCAUACCUCCGGCACCAGUCACACUGACAAGUCAGUGGAAACGAAAUAUAAUGUAUUAAUAUACCUGCCAAGUUCGGAAGAUAAAAAUCUGUGACCAUGGCCGUUGCAAGGACCACAAAAAUGUGUGACCAUGGCAGUUGCCAGGCCACAAUGCGUCUGAACGUCUUUAUUUGGUUGGUCGAUUGUUAACUCUAAUUCUACAUUUGCACACAGCGUUGCCAAUGAGUUAUUGUACAAAAAGUGGGAUAGCAUCAUAUAAUGGUAAAAAUGCGUAACUUUAAGAUCAUUUUAGUUAUGCGUGCGGGACAGCGGGAAUAAAAGCAGAAUGGAUAACUUUCACGCGAAAUGCGGGAACCUUGGCAGGUCUGUGUAUAGUGGUCUAUACAUCCUAUUUUAUGUGAGAUUAAAAAUUAUAUAAAAUAAAAUGACAUACUACCAGAUAAAAUCCUCCAGAAUAAACAUGGGUGGGUGGGUAGGGAAAAGGUAUCUAAGCGCUAAACUUGGUGCAGCUAGGCAAAGCAUACAAUGGCAGAAUGAAUACCCAGACUGAAGCACUGAUCACAAGGCGCACGUCACAGACUCCCCUCAGUGGAUGUGGCCUGCAUAAUACAUUCGCCGUUAACCUUGCCUAAAUGUAUUUAACCACGUCAAGAUAUCUCAUGAAAUAAUACAUUGUCCAUUUAUCUCUGCAAUCAGUAAAGACUGAUUUGCAUACAGCACUCAGAAGACAAGAUAAAUCCAGAUUAUUUCACAUCAGUGACCAUGAUUUAGUCAAGCAAUUACAACCAAAUGGAUACCAUGCUUAUUGAGCAAAUUCCUUCAAAUUUAAUUGCACCCCCCCCCCUUCUAGUCAUUUAUUUAUACAUAUGGCCGCCCCUCAUUUUUCCCUCCCCCCCUUCCAUAAAUAAUGACCGGUCCCUUAGACCGGAAUAAUUUACUCCUUUGCCCCCUCCGCCCCCCAAAACAACCUGUGACUUUUGACCGUAUUCUGCGAAUGCAAUCAACAUUGAAUGGUGGGGUUAAGGGGGAGGUUUUUCUAAAUUUACGAUAAUAUUACGAAAUUUUGUCAAUUAAUUGCAAGUGUCGCAGAUUUUUGUCCAGGAUUAUAGUAUAUGAAUAAUAGAAUAAUAGCAUCCUGUUUAUGCUACUUUAAUGUGUAUAUAUACUCUUAAAACCAAAGUCUGAUUUAUUGUGUUUUUCAGACAUUGACGAGUGUCAGCUUGGAACCCAUGGUUGCAGUCAAUUUGAUACAUGUACCGAUACUCCUGGCUCAUAUCAAUGUACAUGUAACACGGGUUACACUGGUGAUGGCAGGACCUGCUUAGGUAAUGUACCCACUGAUCCGUAAAUAGGCUGGAUAGUGCAAAAAGAUUUCGCUGUAGUACGUUGUCCAAACUUUAAAAGCACGAUUCAAUAACUACAUUAUUUCUAUCGUUAUUGCGGUUGACAAAUAAUCUAUGUUUUUUAGAUAUUAACGAAUGCGUGUUAUCCAACUCCUGCCACGUGGACGCCACGUGUACAAAUACUCCGGGUUCAUUCACAUGUGCUUGUAAUGCUGGCCAUACUGGCGAUGGUAGAACAAGUUGCAUUGGUAAGUAGUAAACAUUCUUUUGGAUUCACUCUUGUCUAGUUUUCCGGAUUGGGUUCCAUGUUACCAUCGUUUUUAUGCAAACUCAAAUUACAAUCCAAACCAUACUCCUAACGUCAAUACCAUACAACUUAUGACGUCAUUACUAGAUGGUAACAUGGAAAUAAUCUCGAAGGUCUGUGCCAGUGUAGGAAACGACGAUAACAUGACAACUGCGUAUUGAGAUACAACUUCCUGAAAACAAUAUUAGCAAAACUUCGACAUUUCGUGCGAAGGCACUUCUUCUGAAAGUUGCUAACAUCUAAUAACUUUUAUCAACUUUUAUCAGCCAUUUCAAUUCCUUUAGUGCUGGUGUGACAUGGUCAAAUUUCCUUAUACCACAAACUAUUCUGCAAGCGAAAUUCUGAAUUAACUGCAGUUUCUCGAUGUUACACUUUGAGGUGUUACUCCAUACAUUGGAACAAUAAUAAAGUCUGCUGAAAACCAAACUGUUCAUGAUAGUAAUCAGAGUACAUUUGUCGAAGGCAUGCUUCACACGAUUAAUUUGACCCAGUAUGGACAUACACGUGGAGACGGUCUUAUUAAUAUGGUGGUUGUAGGUUAAAUUAACAUCCAGAGUCACGCCAAGGUCCUUUGCCAUUUAAAUAAACCCUAUCGAAACCCUAAAUAAACCCUAUUGCAGAAUAGUUUGUGGUAUAAGGAAAUUUGACCAUGUCACACCAGCACUAAAGGAAUUGAAAUGGCUGCCAGUAGCUAGCGAGUUGUAUUUGAGAAACGCCACAUUUAAAUGCAUGACUGGUUGUGCUCCAGAUUAUUUAUCCGAACAAUUUGUAAAGCGUGGAGACAUUAGCCAGCGAUCCACGAGAAGUUCACAGAAAUUGAACAUUCCACUAUUUAAAAGUGCCACUGGCCAAAGGACUUUUUAUUAUAGAACUGUAAGCUUGUGGAACUCUCUGGAGUCUAAGUUUAAACUUUGUCCAAAUGUUGUAAGUUUUAAGAGAAGCCUUCGAAACAAACUUCUCAGCGACUUCUUAGCUAUUUAAACUUUUAAACCUUUAAACUCAUUAUAGUAAUGUGUAUGUCUAUAAAAUAGUAAUUAGGUACUUAUAUUCCUGUAUAUAUAUAUAUAUAUAUAUAUAUAUAUAUAUAUAUAUAUAUAUAUAUAUAUAUAUAUAUAUAUAUAUAUAUAUAUAUAUAUAUAUAUAUUUAUAUUUAUGUAAAUUAUUGCAUUUCUUUUGUAAUUAUCUUUGAAAAGUUCCUCUGUGGGAAAGAUAAUAAAUUUCUAAUCUAAUUUCUAACUUCCCGACGAAGGGCCUUCGCUUGAAACGUCGAAGUCUGCCUACAUUUUCCAGCGAAUUGUAUCUCUCUCAAUCCACUGCUGUCUUGUAAUGUGGAAAGACACGGAAAUAAUCUGCUUAGUUUGAGAACAAAAAUGAACGAACUGUCUCAUUUUUAUUUGCUGUUUGCGAAGUACUGUGCAUGGAGAUUUUCCAUGAAAUGCAUUGCAGUUUAUUAGAGUGAUUUGAAACAGCGAAAAAUGAGAGAAGAAAUUACAUCAAGCCAACUUCACUUUUUUAAUUAAAAAUUACUAUCUUAAACACUUCGAGUGUAUGAUAUUAGAAACAAACGUGUAUUUUGAUUUCGUCUGUGUUUUGCUCCAACAUCAAAUGUUUAAUUAUUACUCACCAGAGUGUUACAUUGAGGCGAGCGAGGGGGGGGGGGAGGAAAUAAUGUCAGGGCAGGUUAUAAAUACCGAAUGCAUGUGGACAUUAAUUGCACAACUACACACAUUGUAGCUAAAUCUGAUUUAUGAUUAUAUUGUUUUUAGAUAUUAAUGAAUGUUUGACAAACCCAUGUUCUCCCAAUGGUAUCUGCACCAACACCAAAGGUUCUUUCGGUUGUGCAUGUAGAACAGGAUUCUCGGGGAAUGGCUUUAACUGUCAAAGUACGUAUUCCGUUAAUAUUUUACUUAACGACUCACGGGCGAUAGUCAUCAAAAGUAGUUCUGGGAUGAAACCGCCGGGUUAUUGCAAUUCAGUCCAAAGCAAAUAAUGUUCUGUAACCAAUAACUUCCGAUAUACGAGAACAAGCCCGCUAAGCAGGAUUUCUUAUAAUAAUCUGCUUCUAUUAUGAUACUUAUUAUGAUAUAUUUCUAUAAAUAUUUUAGACAUCAACGAAUGCGUAGUAUCCUCUCCUUGCCACACAAACGCAAACUGCACCGACACGGUUGGAUCUUUCACUUGCCAGUGUAAAACUGGCUACACUGGGGACGGUUUUGCCUGUGUAGGUAAGUGCCUCGUUAUGACUACAAAAUGUUUGAUAACAAAUUUUGAUUGUUUUUAGAUAGUUUUAUUUGAACUGAUAUAACUCGACAAUUUUAUUCAGAAGUCCAUAAGCUCACAUCCCCAUGAAGACUGCUCUUAUGACUCUAUUACAAUUACUUGCUUGUGCAUUGCAAACUAACGAGGCGAGCUAUUCUACAAAAUUGCUGGACACUUGAGUAGAAGUUACCAUUUCUGUUGACUGCCUAUAUAUGUUUAAUUCGUCACUUGUGAUAAGUUUACUUAUAUAUGAUCGAUUUAACAAUAUUCUAUAAUCUUCUACAAUAAAAUGUGCAAGUUUUCCAACUAUUCUGUGAGAAGAACAAUCGUUCAAAUCUUAAUAUCUAUUCGUUCAUUGCAACCACGUUUAAUAUGCUUUUUGCUUGUUACUCUACGUGGUUUAAGUAAAUAAAUGCUGACAUCAUUCUGUGGUAUCUAUUUUUCAGAUGUUAAUGAAUGCCUGACUAAUCCAUGUCAUGCUAAUGCUGUAUGUCAAAAUACUCCCGGAAGCUUUAUAUGUGCAUGUACAGUGGGUUAUUCCGGAAAUGGUUUCAAUUGUGUUGGUAAGUUUGAAUAGUCCAUCCUGACAUGGUAACAUGCCAGGCUCUGCUCGUAGGGUAAAUUUGUCUUAACUAUCUGUGAGAUAAACCGAUUUAAGGCGAGUUUAGGCGAUUUGCAGAUGACUUAAGGUGAUUUAAAACUUCCACCAACGUCGUUACGAUUUAAGGCGACUUAAGAUAUUUAAGGCAAUUUAAGAUGGUCGAAGACGAGUUAAGACAGUAGCGGCUUUCAAGGAUUUCUAGAUCUAAAGCUAAUUGGUUGUUGUUCUUGCCAGAUUUAUUGUCGUACAUAUACAGUGAUAGAAAAAGGAUUUAUUAAAAACAUUGAACCAUUUGGUGAUGUUAAAGAAAACAUUUUUACAUUGAAACGUAUUUUGAUGUAAAGAGAAAGUGACAUGUUUCAAACGAAUGUAGAUAGUUACGGACGCGAGAUUUUGUGGUCUGUAACAUUGGUUAAUAUUAUUCUGAAACUGCAGAGUACAACGAAAAAUUCGUUGCCUUGAGCAGGAUUCGCACCUUCGUGUUUCGAGACCGCCGAAGAUGCAAGAACAGACAAAACAGAAAGGUUCCCUAAAACAUUUUGUUGCCCUCAUAAACUGUGUCAUUAUUCUGUCUUAUUGUGUUUGUUUUUAUUCUCAGAUAUCAAUGAAUGUAACGGUGAUCCAUGUCAUGCUAAUGCUCAAUGUACAAAUACUGUUGGAUCUUUCCUAUGCCAGUGCAAUUCGGGUUAUUCGGGCUCAGGAUUUUUAUGUACUGGUAAGUUUGGUACUUAUUUAUGAUGCACACUUAUUUGGUUUUACCUGAGUUGCGACGGUUGCCAAUUAUUUUUCUAAUUCCAAAUUCUGCACCUUGCCAAAUCCAACAGAUAUUUUUCAUUGCUUUGAGAGCCUACGCAACCUUAAUUUACAAACAUUUUCUGACCAUCCUAGAAUCUUUCUUUGCCAUCGGCUUAAACCAAUAACAAAACACGUUGUAUAAGAAUAAUAGAUGCAGCCUUAUUAACCUUCGGUGUAGUGUCAAAUCUAUAUGAACCAAUGUAUAUGUUUAUAUUUUCAGACAUUGACGAAUGUGCUAAUCCAGCAUUGAAUAAUUGCCAUCAAAACGCUAACUGUUUGAACAUCCCAGGAUCAUAUCAGUGUCAAUGUAACGUUGGAUAUACAGGAAAUGGAGUACAGUGUGCAGGUAAGUACAGCGGCUCCAGUUCAACGUUUCUCAUGCGUAUCCACAGGGAAGAGGUGAAACCUCUUUAGAAUUUUAAUGUUAUCUAUAAUAUGACUGGAUGAAUAAAAGAGCAUUUGUUUAGGUAAUCAAUUCUUUAAUAAAAUUUGGAAACAUUCAAACUUUGCGGUCACCUGGAACGCAGUGUUUAUACCCUCGUGAGGUCAGGAAAAACCCCGUCAUGCAUGGAUUACUGCCGAGUUAAGACGCAUCAGCCACUGCUGUUUAUAAUAACCAUAGCAGGUGGUAGACUUGGUAGUUCCUCAAAGAUGAACUCGGUGUCUCUACAAGGUGAAAGUAUCAGAGUAGGAGAACGAUCUAUUCAGGCGGGGCAGUUUAUAAGAUGUCGAAGAGUAUCUGCAGGUCAUUUGCCCUGUUGCAGUGGCCUCUCCAAUAGUACAGAUGGGUUACUAGUUGAGCUUUAGUUGAUAAUCCUAGUAAUAGUCGAAGACCAUAUAAUUGCAUCCACCAUGAAUUUACAUGUAGAUGACAGGAAAUUAGUUUUAAAGUGCGGAUUAACUUUUUGUCUGCGUAUAUUUAUUUUAGACAUCAACGAAUGUCUUACUGGUACUGCUUGUCACACGAACGCUAAUUGUACAAACACGGACGGAUCGUUUGAGUGUGUUUGUCGUGAAGGUUAUGUCGGCGAUGGUAUUAACUGCGCAGGUUUGUAUGACUAUUAUAUUUAGGUAUGGCAAAUUUUUGUAUAGGUCUUUCUCUUAAAAUAAUACUAUACGAAAACUGUAACUGGAUCUUAGUUAUAUGAAAUAUUGCAGUUCUUGAAUGAUUUAUAAUUCAACUUUUCUUCAAUGUAGAUAGGGAUGAAUGCCAAGAUAAUCCUUGUCACGUGAACGCUACAUGCGAAAAUAGAGAUGGAAGCCACAGAUGUUAUUGCAAAUCUGGUUUUAGUGGAAAUGGACAGUCCUGCGCUGGUACUGUUACGUAGAAUAACAUAAAUAACCUAACUGAACAUAAUUAAGAGAACAUAGCAGAACAAAAGAGUUAAACCACCGAGCUGAACAGGACAGAACAGAACAGAACACAACGCAACGCAAUACAACACAACACAACACAACACAACACAACGCACAACAGUAAGAACCAAAACGAAAAUAAGAGCAAACGUAUUGCGAAAGCAAGGCUUAAAUUUUGAAUUGUAUUUUUAAUUUCCUAGAUAUUGACGAAUGUUUGACAAACCCAUGUCACACCGAUGCUUCGUGUACCAAUACAAUCGGCGCAUUUUAUUGUACUUGCAACGAUGGUUACAGAGGAAAUGGACUGCAGUGCGCAGGUAUAUAAUGCCAUAAUUACUUCAAUAUUAGGCAGCUUGUUUAUAUGUUACUUGUUAUAAAAUGUUACCGUUUAUAUUGUUGUGUAUUAUGUAUUUUAAAAUAUUAUCUUAUGUGCUACAUAGAUAUCAAUGAAUGCGCAGCAAGCCCAUGUCAUGUCUUUGCCACCUGUACCAAUGUACCAGGAUCCUUCCAGUGUGCCUGUAAUGUUGGGUUCACUGGAGAUGGAUUUAAUUGUAAUGGUAUGUAUGCACUCCGAUAAAUGAGACUUUUUAUGGCAAUGAGAUAAUUUCUUGGUCAGAUAUCUGAGAGAUAUCCUAUUCAAUGAGAUCUGAUGUGGACUCGUUAAAUUUGACCAGAUUAUUCUGAGCAAAUGAUUUAAAUGGUUGUACUUACAUAUUUCCUAUUUAAUCAUGUUUUACAGUGAGUGAGUGCAAUAGCUUACGUUUACAUGGCGAUAUAUAAAAUGAUUAGUUUUUUCUGGAAAACUCGACAUUUACUUUCUUUUGAAAAAACUUUGAUAGUUAAAGGCAGAGCUUCGCGAAAUAAGCCAACUCUGUAUUUUCCAGAAUGAGUUCACACAUUUCUUUUGAAAAUAUAAAGUCGGUGGAACGACGUGGAACAAAGUUAAGACUUAUCUACCCAGACCUACAUCUUCUGCCUUUGGUUGAUAUUUAGAUAUUGACGAAUGUACUACAAACACGGAUGACUGCGCAGAUGCACCAUCAGGGACAUGUACAAACACCAUUGGAAGUUACAUUUGUACCUGUAACCCAGGAUACACUGGAAAUGGAAAAACCUGCGUUGGUAAGUUUUUCACAUGUCUUCUUGUCCAGGUAGGUAAGUGUAUAUAUAGUGAAGAAUACAAACUGCGAACUUUGAACAUGAUGCCACUACCUCAAAAAUACCUGAAGCGAAUUUCGACGUUCUGAGCGAAGCCUCUUUGUCUGGAAGUUACUUAGUAUAUUGAUCAAAUAUAUAGAAAGAGAUAUAAAGAAUGAGGACCUGGUAAGCACCAUGUCUCCACUUUUUUCUGGAAAAUAUAGGAGCAUUUUUAUUAGUUUUUGUUAUGUUUUUGAUACACAGUUUGAAAUAGGUGUUUCACGGCCCAUGAUGUGUAAUUGAUUGCACCCGUGUAAUUAGUUGAGUAGCUUUUAAGAAAAUAUUAUUAAAAGAACAGGAUGUACAGUUUCGCCAAACGUUCCUUGUGAUUACUAUUGUAGCCACAUUAGCAAGAUGCUUUUACUAAAUAUUUCAUUUUCUUACUAGACAUCGAUGAAUGUUUGGCUGAUCCAUGCCACGUCAAUGGUAUUUGCACCAAUACCGCUGGUAGUUUCAACUGUGCUUGUAAGACAGGAUUUUCUGGAGAUGGCUUCCAGUGUAAUGGUAUGUUAGUUCCUCUAAAUUGCAAUCCUAACCCAACACUGACGUAAGACUUUGUGAAAUCACUUUGGGACACUUAGUACUUACACUCAACUGGUAAUGACUCAGGUAUAUUAACGUCUGCUUUUUCUAAUUUUAAGCUUUGGUAACUUUCCCUUUCCCAUGGCUUAAUAGAAAUCAAUCGUCGAAGUAAUCUGAAACCUACUUACAAGUAAAUCUCUUCACAAAGGAUUUGACAGAAUUGUCCUUGUCCAUAUUUUUAGGUUUUUAACAGAAUAUAUUUGUUAUACUCUGCUUUGUGACCAAUACAACUACCGUUUCACUCACUACUUAAAUUGUUAAACAUUUUAAUAUGUUGUGGUAAAUUUAUUGUAUUUUCUUUCUUCUCUAAGGGCCAUUAGGAUGUCGGGACAUUUCCUAUUGGGCUGUUAGGAAAGUCCCCUUAAUUUUUGAUCAUGUGUUGGAAAAUUUACUGAAACCGUUGUUCUGUUCUAGACAUCAACGAAUGUUUACAACCAAACAUCUGUCACGCUCAAGCAACAUGUACUAAUACACACGGAUCAUACGUAUGUGCUUGCAACACUGGCUACACAGGCAACGGAACGAAUUGCGUAGGUCAGUAUAAGAGAACAAUGAAAUAAUCUUAUAAUAUCUAUACGGACAAAUAACUAACCCAGAGUUGGCGCGCCUCUUACGGCGGCGGUAAGCCUGCUGCUGUAGGUACACUUUUAAUUAUUGAUGUCUCUUCUGCUACGUGUACGGUGUCCCUCCUUCACGCACCACCACCUUAACUGUGCUCCGUAAUGGAUGGUAUCAUAGCAGGAGUCGCCCUAGUAAGCCUUUGACUCCUUCACGCAUCACUAAACUAAUCUUCCACCUUAACUGUGCUCCGUGAUGGAUGGUAUCAUAGCAGGAGUCACCCUAGUAAACCUUUGACUCCUUCACGCAUCACUAAACUAAUCUUCCACCUUAACUGUGCUCCGUGAUGGAUUGUAUCAUAGCAGGAGUCGUCCUAGUAAACCUUUGACUCCUUCGUAAUUCAGCUCUCAACUGUAGGAAAGGAUGAUAUACUGUAAAAACAAAUUGAUGUCUCUUCUGCUUCGUGUACGGUGUCCCUCCUUCACGCACCACUAAACUAAUCUUCCACCUUAACUGUGCUCCGUGAUGGAUUGUAUCAUGGCAGCAGUCGCCCUAGUAAGCCUUUGACUCCUUCGUAAUUCUGCUCUCAACUGUAGGAAAGGAUGAUAUACUGUAAAAACAAAUUGAUUGAAACAAACAAUAAAUUGGUUAUCCCAGACUCCAACUAAAUCUGAGAUAACCAAUAUAUUGGUUGAUUAACCAAUUUGUUUUUACAGAGUAGCAUUCAUUUACCCCCUUACUAAUCUUCAAUUUUUCUAAAAAUUAUAUCUAGAUAUUAAUGAAUGUCUCCUUUCACCAUGUCAUACCAACGCGCAAUGUACCAAUACAGCUGGUUCAUUCUUCUGUGUCUGUGAUCCUGGGUAUUCUGGGAGUGGUCUCGCGUGUAUUGGUUAGUGGAAUAAAUUAUAUAUCUUCUAUUGCAUGAUGUUUCGAAAGAGCGAGUGAGCACGAGAGGGGUGACGGAAACAUUGAGAUAACUUCUCAGCGGAGGAGAGAUUAUAGUUGUGUUGUCAAUAAAGUCGUAAAGAGGAAGUAAAUAAGCUGAAUUAUUAUAUAUCAAUAGUCAAAGUCGCAUUUUUCUAGUGUUUUAUUGGUUGAGAGCAUAUCACGUGAGAGUGACGAAAUUAGGCUGUCUCCCUCGCAACAGCGCGAGAGGGAGAUAAUACGUUAUCGACCGGCGAAUAACAAAAAAAAUCACGUGCGCCAUCACGUGAAGAUGCGACCUUUGGACAUGCCUAGUAUACGUAAUUAAAACUUUCGCUUUAAGUAACUGCAGUGUAGCCAGUGUUUAAUAUAACGUUUUAAUAAUAAAAUAUUUCAUGAAUUUACGUUCAUUUGUUCUUUAAUUUGUUGUUUCUUUGACUAUUGAUAUAUAAUAAAACACUUAUUUACUGAGACCUCGGGAAAGCAGUGUGUUUUGUGGACCCUUGACCGUCGAUGUUUCCCUCGGCUUCGCCUCGGGAAACAUCGACGGUCUCGGGUCCACAAAACACACUGUUUCCCUCGGUCUCAGUAAAUAAGUGAUAAAUGUUACUCGUAAUGGUACAAAUCGGAUAACAUCUGACCUUUUUAGUUAACUUGGCACAUAGACCAUAACUUUGGGAUAAUUAAGAACAUCGCUGCUCUUGAAAAGAUUCACACACGCUCAUGUAGACAAGUUUUAACCCGUUCAUAGGAUUUUUUAAUUUAUUUUACAAAAAGUAAUAUAAUGGUCUGUUUGUUUACUACUAGCGUAGAAAUAUGAGAUUUGCACGAAAGGAAAGAAUGUUUCCUCCUCUAUUUUUAAGUUUGGCUACGAAGAACAACUCAACGGAAUUAAUAUUUCAAUUCCGAGAAUUCCACAUUAAUGAAUACGAGGUUUCUAUUUCUCUGACACACUUUUAUUCUUUAUGCAGAUAUCAACGAAUGUCUGACAAGUCCCUGUCACUCACAGGCUGCUUGUACGAAUACUCCUGGAAACUUCUUCUGUACUUGCAAUACAGGCUACUCUGGAAAUGGAACUUACUGUGUUGGUAAGACUGGGUUUGAUUCAAUAAUGAACAUGCAGGAGCUUCGGUGGCGCAAUUCUCAGAACAAGCGCCUUUCACCUCUGACAUUGUGAGUUCUCGCUCAUGCGGACUCUUAUGUGAAAAAGUGUCGAUUAACGCACUACCCCAAAUCGAGGGUUGCCCCUGGAUAUGACCCUGUUUAGUAAGGAUGAUUAUAACACCCUCACUUGCGUGCUUGCUUACUAGAUUGCUCAACUACUGAGUAUUGGAUUCAAUAAUUUGCAUCAUAUUCUUUCGCGUUACAUUUGACGGUUGAUUUUGACAACUUAAUUCAUAGAGCUGCAUGCAAUCAUUUUUGGUAACUUGUUUAGACGUGAGAAAUGUCGAAGGAUCAAUAUUAUAUAAUUUGAAUUCAAUGUUCACUUACGAUGUUAAGACAGUAUAUUUACCGAGAGAGUCAUAUUUAUGAAAUUUAACUUAUACAAGCAACACUGAAUAUAUUACAGCUAAUCGCAAAUAUUACAAAAGCCAUUAUACCACAUCUUUCGUGCUUUAACUGAUUGUUGGUGUUUUGUUUUAUUAGAUAUUAAUGAAUGUUUGACCAACCCAUGUGGAAAUAACGCUGCGUGUUUCAACACACCUGGUAGCUUCCGAUGUCAAUGUGCUCCGGGCUACACAGCCAGACCUUCCGGAUGUAUUGGUAAGAAAACAACUUUUUGGAUGCUUAUGUAACGAUAUGACAGAAACAGUAUAGCUGAAGUUCACCAAGCACUAUCAGAUAGUGCUCAAUACUAGAUUCCCCUUAUUACGUUUUCGUAGCGCUUUGCAUUGUGGUUAUGGUGGUAUCACUGAUAUUCAAGAUGGCUUAUUUUUUAUCCUGACCCGUGCAAGAACUUUUAAAAAAAGCUAGGGUCAGGGCGCGAUAGCCAACAGAAAAAUAUUCGCGAAAACAUUCAAUAUUUUCAUUCGAGGCCGCUAUCUUUAUCAGUGAUACCACUAUAACGACAAUGUAAAGCGCUACGAAAACGUAAUAAGGGGAAUCAUCAGUUGACAGUUUUAGAACGAUAAAAUACUUAAUUGACAGUUAUUAGAACGUUUCUUUUUGUAAUUUUAAAAAAUAUUUCAACACAUCAUUGUUUUUUCUAGUGCAUGCAUGUCAAAACUAUCUGAAAUUGACAUGCUGGCCCAUACCGCAUACUAAAACAAACCAAUACUGUAGUUAUUAAGCAAUGACAUCAAUUUUGAAGACAAAGAUGGGCAAUUAUAAAUUAACAUAAUCAGGGCCGUGCACAGCGGGGUAAUCCCCCCCGAGAAAACUAUAUUUAUGAUUUUUAGAAUGACAUUGCUUAUUCUUUGGGUUUUUGGGACUUUUUUCGGCAUAUAGGCCUUACUGCCCCCCCCCCUG
Molecule: messenger RNA, 43254 nt
Organism: Paramuricea clavata
Lineage: Eukaryota; Metazoa; Cnidaria; Anthozoa; Malacalcyonacea; Plexauridae
Source: the annotation of a GenBank genome assembly